This is a messenger RNA of Cyclocybe aegerita, 1275 nucleotides long. The record is from the annotation of a GenBank genome assembly. Lineage: Eukaryota; Fungi; Basidiomycota; Agaricomycetes; Agaricales; Hemipholiotaceae.
AUGUCCCGGACAGUUGCAGGCAAUAUUCAAGGACGCCCUCACUUCUUGACCACAGCCCCACACGUCCCAAUUUCCGCACCCUUUUCCCGCACCCUCAACCCUAGCUACUCUACCAUCUGUCGGUCCUCUUUCCAACGCCCGAUGUCCUCCUUCGUCCCCGAUGUCCCUCCUCCUUUCCUGCCACAUUCAGUAACACAUCCCUACGAGUCCGACGUCGAAGCUGACCUCGAGGUCGACCAGCUGGACUCCGACACCGAUCCCGAGGACCAGCGGGACCCUGCAAAGGCAUCCGCCGCGAAAGUCACCUCAACGAGACCUGGAGAACGCGUCCCUGGUCACACGCUAUUGCCAGCUGUGCGCAUAGAGAAUAUGAUCCAAGCAGAUGGCGGGACUGGUCACUUAGCUUUGUCCAAAGAAGGAUUGUUCAUCCUUUCCACUGCGUCCGAAGAAUUCAUUAAGAGACUUAUCCAAGCUGCUCACCGUGAAGCUGCCGCACAUCGUAGGAACCAAAUCAAUUAUCCUGAUAUGGCUGCAACCACCCGGCAAUACCAGGAAUUCAUGUUCCUCAGUGAAACAAUACCUCCUCCCAUACCUCUGAUCGACGCGCUAAUGCUGAGACAAGAGAAAGAGCGAGUCCUUCUCGAAGACAACCCCGCACUGGCAGCACCUAGUCCCAUCCCUUCUUGGCCCCCAUCUGUCUCUGACAUACCACCAAGCCAACCAACCUCCUCGACGAGCAAGCCGUCCAAGAAACCCCGACCUAGUGUAAACGGAAAAGAAAAAUCCAACGGAUCUCAUAGCACGAGCAAACGUGGAUCAAAAAGGAUGGAAAGUAGCACAUACCCCAUGGAUGACCCGCGCAUCCAUGCCUCCCUUGGAGGGACGGGUGGCCGGGAUAGCCCCAGUGGUGCAUCCGAUUUUAUGUCAGAUCCUCCUCCAAGCCACCGCACUUCAGGUCGAAAUGGAACAUCGUCCCUCUCAGCUUCAGCAGUCUCGCUACACCCGCCUUCAAUCAAUGGCCAACCUUCUCGAUCGCAAACUCCUCAGGUCUACUCGCGAGAGGGUUCUUUGGACCCAAAUGCGCAUGCUCAACCGCACUACCCCGCAACACACUCGGCCUCUCCCCCGCUUGAAGGGCCUGAAGAACCCGCAUGGCCUCCUCAAUAUACUGGACCUGCGAGUGGAUUCCUUCGAGGGUCCGUUGGCCCUUUUGGACGUGGUCCAUCACACAACCCUGGACGCACCAUAUAUUCGCAAAAUCAUCACCCAGAUUGA